Contarinia nasturtii (swede midge) is the source of this 1653-nucleotide messenger RNA. It is a transcript of the gene ArfGAP1, whose product is annotated as ADP-ribosylation factor GTPase-activating protein 1. NCBI's taxonomy places the organism in Eukaryota, Metazoa, Arthropoda, Insecta, Diptera, Cecidomyiidae. The transcript has 8 exons. Gene Ontology annotation, cellular component: Golgi membrane. Gene Ontology annotation, biological process: regulation of ARF protein signal transduction; regulation of endocytosis. Bases 225 to 1487 code for a protein of 420 amino acids. The record is from RefSeq and is a predicted model, not a curated record. Gene Ontology annotation, molecular function: GTPase activator activity.
UUAUGGGAACUUUUGUUUCAUUGCUUUUUUUCGGAAGUAAAACUCAUUAUUUUUGUUUGAUUUUCUUGAAUUUUUUUAAUAAUAUUUUUUAUAUGCCAUAAGAAUUUUCGAAAAUUGGCACUUGGAAACCAAAAUCUCACCUCAAUUUCUUAGAACGUACGCAUUUUUAUUUCAUUUUUUGUGAAUUGUUUCAAAGAGAAAGAGUGUGUAAUUAGUGAAAAGAAAUGGCCAGUCCACGAACCAGACGCAUUUUACAAGAAAUUCGUCCAAUAAAUGAAAAUACAAAAUGUUUUGAAUGUGGCACACACAAUCCUCAAUGGGUUUCUGUAACAUACGGUAUAUGGAUCUGCCUGGAAUGCUCGGGAAAACAUCGUGGUUUGGGCGUACAUUUAUCGUUUGUGCGAUCAGUGUCGAUGGACAAAUGGAAAGAUAUUGAAUUAGAAAAAAUGAAGGUCGGUGGUAAUCAAAAGGCACGUGAAUUUUUUGAUAGUCAACCUGACUACGAUGAUACAAUGUCUAUCCAACAAAAAUACAAUACCAGAGCUGCAGCUCUUUAUCGAGAUAAAAUUUCAACGCUAGCUCAAGGAAAGCCGUGGAACGAAGAGACAUCGACUGCAUCAAAUUAUAACACUUCAUUAGCAUCCGACACACAAAAGCAUUCCAGUUCGCGUGGCUCAAAUAGUCAGCGCAGCUCAAUUGAGACAAGCAAGAGCUAUCAAGAUUUGGGUGAUGCUAGCAAUAGCUAUCAAAACUUUAAUACACGAGAAUUCCGUGAUCAGAAAGAUUCAUUUUUCAAUCGAAUUCAAGAAGAAAAUGCUUCUCGACCUGAUCACUUGCCACCGAGUCAAGGUGGAAAAUAUGCUGGCUUUGGUUAUUCAAAAGAUCCAAUGCCAAAAAGUCAAUCUCAAGAGAUUUUUGAUACAACGUUGACGUCUCUAGCAAGUGGUUGGAAUGUAUUUUCAAUUGGUGCAUCGAAAAUUGCCAAUACUGCUCGUGAAAAUGUUUCACGCUAUGGAAAUAUAGCUGGCCAAAAGGUCAAAGAUGGAACAUUAUAUGAAGAUGUUAGUACAGGUGUCACUAGUUUUGCUUCCAAGAUUAGUGAAAUUGGAAAAAAAGGAUGGAGCACAUUGAAUGGAGCCAAUUUAUCAUCACCACAAGAAGGCUAUGAGAAUAAUUUUUGUGAAAAUUAUCAAAACUCGACAAUUUCACGCUCGCAAUCAUAUCAAACGGAUAGUUAUUCAAAUAAUGAUAAUUGGACCGGUUUUGAUAAUAAAUUCGAAUCGUCAACACAAUCCUAUCAAGGUGGUUCAAUUGAGCAACAAAACACUUCACCAACAACCGUGAUUAAUUCGACCAGAAAACAACACAAACAUGAAAAAAACGAAAAAGGAGAUUUUAACGCUCUUGAUGUGAAAGCUUCCAAACCGAAACCAACAAAUAAGACCAAAAGUAUUGAAGACGACGCAUGGAAUUUGCUAAACAAUUAAUGAAUGAAUAUAUAAAUUCACAACGUCCAUCAAUCCACAAUUCAAUCAUUCAGACCGACAAUUUAUUAUGCAAUUGUAUAUAAAAAUCAAUGUGAAACCGUUUAUUCAAAUUAAAUCUUUAUGUUGACACUCUUUGCAAUUGAAAAAUUUGAAAUUGCCAAACUAA